AUGCUAUCUAAGACGAGAUUCUUUUUCACCAAGAACUCAUUUGUGUUGAAAUCCCUUGCCCAGAGCCGAGGAUGUCGACUUUCCAUAGCUUCUGGGUUUAAGUUGAAAAAUUUCAACUUCUGGCCCAACACCAUGAAGAGUCUGAGAUUUUACUCCACAACUUCGAUUUCAGCAGAAGGAGCUGCAAAGAUUUCUGAAUCUGCUGCUGCAGCAGCAGCCACUGCUGUCAAAAACGAGACGAAGAAGGUCAUCUCCAAUAAGAUUGUAGCUUACUGGUUGAUGGGUACGUCAGGUUUGGUCUUUGGAAUAGUGGUUUUGGGAGGUUUGACAAGAUUGACUGAGUCUGGAUUGUCGAUAACAGAAUGGAAGCCAGUGACUGGUGCGAUUCCUCCUUUGAACGAAAAGGAAUGGGAAGAGGAAUUCGAAAAGUACAAGAACUCGCCUGAGUUCAAGCAGUUGAAUUCACAUAUCACCUUGGAAGAGUUCAAGUUCAUCUUCAGCAUGGAAUGGGGUCACAGAUUAAUGGGAAGAGGUAUAGGGAUGUUUUUCAUCUUGCCUGCUCUUUUCUUCUGGAAGACUGGUAGAUUUAGCCCUCACAUCACGAGACGAGUUAUAGGCUUAACAGGCUUGUUGGGAUUGCAAGGAGCUAUUGGUUGGUGGAUGGUCAAGUCUGGUUUAGAUGAAGAGCAGCUUGCUGCCAGAAAAUCCAAGCCUACCGUAUCACAGUAUCGUUUGACUACUCAUUUGGGUGCUGCUUUCUUGAUGUACUUGGGUGUCUUAUGGACAGCUUUUGAGAUCUUGAAUGAAAAUAAGUUGGUGAAACAGGCUCAACGGGCUCCUGAGAUCGCAAAGGACGUGAUGGCCAAAUUAACUAACCCUUCCUUGAAGCCCGUACGUGUUCUUGCUACUGGUUUGUUGGUUUUGGCAUUUGCCACAGCCAUGUCUGGAGGUAUGGUUGCUGGCUUGGACGCUGGUUUAAUUUACAACACUUUCCCUCACAUGGGAGAUGACUACAUUCCUAGUGCUAGCGAGUUAAUGGAUCCUGUUUACGCCAGAAAGGAGGACAAGUCAGACAUGGUAUGGAGAAAUCUCUUGGAAAACCCUACUACUGUUCAAUUGGUUCAUCGUAUCUUUGCUACCACAACUUUCUUCGCGAUCUUAGCUGCUCAUCUGUAUGUUAACAGAAGAAAGGCUUUUAUUCCAAAGCCAGUAACCAGACUGAUGCACGGAGUCAUGGGUGCCGUCACCUUACAAGUUGCUCUCGGUAUUACUACCUUGAUAUACUUGGUUCCCAUCUCACUUGGAGCUGCUCAUCAGGCUGGAGCUUUGGUUCUUCUCACCGCCUGUCUUGCUUUCUCAGCCAAGUUGAAGAAGCCUAGACCAGAAGUUAUCUCAUACAUCAACACAGUGAUGAAAAACCAGUUGUUAAAAGCUAAAGUAUAACUACUACUGUAUUAAACUACAACCUCUUCACUCUUGUAUAUAUUAGCGAAAUCUGUAAAUAGUUACGUAAAGUAUGCAAUAUUAGUUAUGAUUAGCCCU
This is a messenger RNA of Scheffersomyces stipitis CBS 6054, 1542 nucleotides long. RefSeq names its product Cox15p (gene COX15). Gene Ontology annotation, cellular component: mitochondrial inner membrane. The transcript has 2 exons. Gene Ontology annotation, molecular function: oxidoreductase activity, acting on NAD(P)H, heme protein as acceptor. Gene Ontology annotation, biological process: heme A biosynthetic process. The record is from RefSeq and is a predicted model, not a curated record. Lineage: Eukaryota; Fungi; Ascomycota; Pichiomycetes; Serinales; Debaryomycetaceae. Bases 1 to 1443 code for a protein of 480 amino acids.